Mustela erminea (ermine) is the source of this 962-nucleotide messenger RNA. RefSeq names its product prefoldin subunit 4 (gene PFDN4). The transcript has 4 exons. Gene Ontology annotation, cellular component: cytoplasm; prefoldin complex. The coding region runs from base 133 to 519 and encodes 128 amino acids. Gene Ontology annotation, biological process: protein folding. The record is from RefSeq and is a predicted model, not a curated record. NCBI's taxonomy places the organism in Eukaryota, Metazoa, Chordata, Mammalia, Carnivora, Mustelidae.
UGCAGUAGGGAGGGGUAUGGAGACAGGGUCGUACGCGGGGGGCGGUCUGGGCCCGCAGGGAGCGACGGACGGCCCGGGGCCCGAGCGCGCCCUCGCGGCCCUCCCCGCCGCGCGCCGUAGUCCAGUCCCAAGAUGGCGGCCACCAUGAAGAAGGCGGCUGCAGAAGAUGUCAACGUUACUUUUGAAGAUCAACAAAAGAUAAACAAAUUUGCACGGAACACGAGUAGAAUCACAGAGCUGAAGGAGGAAAUAGAAGUUAAAAAGAAACAACUCCAGAAUUUGGAAGAUGCUUGUGAGGACAUCAUGCUUGCAGAUGAUGAUUGUUUAAUGAUACCGUAUCAAAUUGGUGAUGUUUUCAUUAGCCAUUCUCAAGAAGAAACACAGGAAAUGUUAGAAGAAGCAAAGGAAGGAACUUCUGACGUUCCCUGCAUUUCACGUGGGCAGCGCUGCUCUGAGUCCCAGACGAGGCCCUUGUUAGCAUUCCCUCUCAGAGUAGUUCCAGGGACCUCCCGGUUGUGAAAAUUUCUCCCAGAUUCUGACUGUAAGUUGUUAUUCUUAAUUAUUGGUGGCCGUGUGAGUUUUUAUUGUUUCUUCUAGUUUUGUAGUUAUUUUUGUGGGAAGUUGGAAGAAGUUGUUAGAAGCCAGGCCUGUGAUAAAACUGUUUACCGGAGAGUUUGUAUAGAAGUUCUUUCUUUAUUAGGGUGUAAUGAUUUAGGAAUUAAUUUUCUCUUACCCAUUUUGUUUUAUAAAUCAGCAAAAACCGAUGGGCUUGAUUUAUUCUAUAAUAAGCAAGUAUAAAUCAUGAAUUAAAAAUGGCCAUGGUUUAGAUUUAAUGAUCGCUGUUAUUUAGCCGCCUGUCCCAAGUUUAGAAAGUUUGACCUAAAAUUCUUCCCAAAUAUUAUUUAAUCCCCAGAUGCUCAGAAACCAUGCACUGAAUAGAAUUAAUUUAAACAAUUUUUUUC